UAUAGUCGUUGGGGAAUAUAGCCGUUGGGGAAUAUAGCCGUUGUGGAAUAUAGCCGUUGGAGAAUAUAGCCGUUGUUGUUUCUCUUAUUUAUACAUGUCAUAUUUCAUUCAUCUCAACAUUCAAGAGUUGUUUUGUCCUCUCAUAUUUUCUUCCUCCUAUCCAAUUACACUGAUAGUUUCUCAUUGUGUCAUAGAAUGGAUCCAAACAAUAUGGCCGACUUGGACAUUUACGACGUUGUCAUUGACGAACUUAUCAAUGACACGACUAUAGAAGAUAUGAUGCAGGAGGAGAUGGAGUUUUAUCAACGACGUGCCAACACCGUUAGGCCCAAGCGAACAAGAAAGGUGAUAGAGAGAGAUCGUGAAGCUGGGAACGAGCGGUUGUGGAAUGACUACUUCUCCGAAAAUCCUGUGUACACGGAAGAGCUUUUCCGACGAAGGUUUCGAAUGCGAAAGCAUGUGUUCCUCAGAAUUGUAGGGGCCCUUGGGUCUCAUGACCCGUACUUUUUAAUGUCUGUCGAUGCAGUUGGAAGACAAGGCCUGUCACCAUUACAAAAGUGCACCGCCGCUAUUCGUAUGUUGGCGUACGGAUCACCUGCUGACAGUGUUGACGAGUACGUUCGAAUUGGUGAAAGUACUGCAAUUGAGUGCUUAAAGAAUUUUGUGGAAGGUGUGUGUGCAGUAUUUGGUGGAACAUACUUGAGGCGCCCGAACCAGGAAGACAUUACCCGCUUACUUCAAUGGGGCGAGUCUCGUGGAUUUCCAGGUAUGUUGGGUUCUAUUGAUUGUAUGCAUUGGGAAUGGAAGAAUUGUCCAGUUGCGUGGAAAGGUCAAUUCACCCGAGGUGAUCAUGGAAAGCCCACAAUCAUGCUUGAAGCAGUGGCAUCACAAGACUUGUGGAUUUGGCAUGCAUUUUUUUGGCAUUGCAGGUUCUAACAAUGAC
Molecule: messenger RNA, 943 nt
Organism: Lotus japonicus
Lineage: Eukaryota; Viridiplantae; Streptophyta; Magnoliopsida; Fabales; Fabaceae
Exons: 1
Coding region: 196-936 (246 amino acids)
Source: RefSeq, a predicted model, not a curated record